UAUCAUGUCUGUUGCCCACUCCUUGCUUUAGCGCAACACAACACAACACUGUACUCCUGCCUGCACCUUUAGUACGAAACAGACCUAACCUUUGGAUACUCUACCAUCCUGCGCUAACAAUAUAAGGCUUCACAUCUGGAGACUUGAACGCAGCUCCUCCACCUACCAAUAAUUUUGAUCAGACGUUGAACCGAGAGAGCAAUUAUUCUGACGGUGUCGACCAAUAAGUGAGACACCAUUGAUCGAUGGCUGCGGUGAGUGUUGAGUAUGGCAGCGUGUGAGAUGGUCACAACCUCCUCCUCCUCAUCGUACGGUCUCCACCAAGCCUCUCUCAUCCACAUCCCCCCAUCAUCGGCCGACCAAUCACCUACCACCUACCUCAGCUGCAAUGGCACCAUGGGCAGCACCAGCAGUCUUCUGGCAGACAGCGGUUACCGUGGCUACAGCGACACCACCACCAACAGCAACAGUUCCGUCUUCGAGGAGCCCUCUGCCCCCAACGACGACACCGAGUCGAUAGGUCCCCCCAAGCUCACCCCGAUUAGUGGAAAGCUGGAAAAGACAAAAGAAAAGAAGCUGAUCAGACCCAUUGCUGUCAGGUUUGCAUCUCCAAACACGUCUCCCACGGAGACAUACAAGCAGAGCUCCUCCCAGUCUCCUUCUCUAUCGGACACCAUGGCAACAUACUCCCAUCCCCCUGAUAUCCUGAUGACCAACAACAAUCAUGGAUUCUCGGCCGGGAAACACUUCGGGAAACCGCCCACCAAGACCAUGUCUCUUCAGGACAUCACGCCGAUGCAGCAGCCGUACCGCAUGAAUGUGCACCACAACAACCAUGGUACCACCAACGGCCACCACCACCACCAGUCGACGCUCCCACACAAGGGGGACGCCGCCCAGCGCUCCGCCCUGCACCAGAAACUCCAGCAGGCACAAUCUCUGAACUUUCUCAACCGCGGUGGCUGGGCGAACAUCCACCACGGCGGGACGGUCGUCCCCGGGAAGAUCGGCAACGCAGGACGCCACCGCAGUCAUAGUCAUUCCAUGUACCCGGGUGAUGGACAGCGCCCUCUACAGGCCACGCAUGGGCAGGAUACCAAGCAGCACAGCCCCCAUCCUCACCUGGCAUCUCCGAGAACCAACGGGGAGGAACAUGUCUACGCUCCAGUCUCGGUUUCGUCUGUACCUGAGGAAUCUGAUCUAGCAGAAGAGAACAGGAUCCUGAGAAAUAAAGUGCAGAGCAAGCAUGAUCAGGACAUGAAGCACCAGCUGGUGACGAUGAGGGACACGAUGGAGGUCAACGAGCAGACCAUCUUUCAGGUCCAGGAUGAGAAACGGAGGGACUACGAGGGCCGCAUCAAUCGGCUCCAGACCCAGCUUCAGCAGGACAAGGAGUCUUCGCUCUCCCAGCAGAGGUCUCAACAACAAGAGAUUUACCGGCUAGAGCAGGACAGGAAACAGGUGAAGCAGCGACUUGAAGGCCUGCAGAAGGAGCUAUCAAGACUCAAAGACAAUGGCAAGAAGGUGGACGAACAACAGUCAGUAUUAGCUGAAAGCCAGCAAGAAAUCACCAACAAACGAUACGAGAUCAAGCGUCUCGAGGAAGGUGUGAAGCGCUCCAAAGAAGAACUCCAAUACGAGAAGGAGAACGUGAAGAGAUUGCAAAUCGAGUUGGAUAAGACAAGGUUGCAAGUGACAAAGAGGACCAAUGGUAGCCAGCAGCAGUUGUUGAGUAAGAAGGAAGCAGAGUUGUCACAGGUGAAGGCUGAUGUCAAGAAAACAAUGGACCAAAGAGACAGCUUGAUGCUGAGGGUGAAGAAUCAGGGAGAUGAGAUUGAUAGGUUGGGGGCGCUUGUCAAAACUAGAGAGCAGGAACUUGCCCAGGAGAGAUGCGAGGUGGCGUAUUUGAAAGAGGUCAAUGAGAGGUUGACCUCUGCGCUCAAAGAGAAGGAAGAGAAAGUUGAAAAAACAAAAGUAAGCAAGGAGGGGAGUGCUCCCAAUUCUAAAAAAGUGGAUGUGAUUCAGCUAGAGCUUGGUAGGACAGUGGAAAAAUUGCAGCAGCUGCAGACCGAGAAAGACAUGGAGUCUACUCGGCUGCAGAAGAGAAUCUCAGAGAAAGAUGCAGACAUAAAGAGACUUCAGGGGAGGUUACGAGAGCGCGGGAAGGGGAGUGAGCGUAACGGUGUUGAUCAAAAGACUAACCCUGCCCAGAGACGCCUCGAGCAGGAUAGAUUAGAAUUGCAGGCAAAGUUAGCGAAGCGAGAGCAGGAGCUCAAACAAGCGAGGCAACAAGUAUUGAUGCUGCAGACACAGGAGCGUAACACCGGUCCGGCACUCUCGAACUCUAUCCUUCAAAAGAAGGAAGCGGAGCUGAAAGCCUGCCAGGAGAAACUCCACCAACGACAUGCAGAGAUCACCUACAUCAGGGAAAAACUUGGUGAGCGUGAUGCAGAAACGACCGCCUUGAAAGUGAAACUCGACAGGGUGCAUAGACAAAUCCCUGAGAAUGGACGAAGGUCAGGCUCCUUGGACCGGGAACUGUCUGGGACACGAGCAGCCAAACAGCAGCUUGAAUCGCACGUCAAGUCCCUGAAGGAAGAGAACGCCCGUCUCAAGGACAAACUAAGUCGGGUGGCUGUUGGGGUGAGGACACUCUCCGAGAGCCAUCUGAACCUUGCAAAGCUAUCCAUGGUGCCCUCGGUGCCGGACAAACCAAAGUUUGAGCGUACCGACCCCAAGGUCAUAGGUCAACUCCAGAAAGAGGUCACUAACCUCAAGCAGGAGAUAUCGUGUUUGAAUGAAGACAAGGAGAAGCAAACUGCAGAGUUUCGCCAGGAGCAUGGCAUCUGGCAGGAGGAGAAGCACCGGGUCAUCGCCUACCAGAAGCAGCUCCAGCUCAACUAUGUGCAGAUGUGUCAGAAGAAUAAGAAGCUGGAACAAGAGGUCCAGCAACUGACCAAAGAAUUAGACAAUGAAGAAGUCAUACAGUGUUGAUGAUAAACUCUUUCAGUCUUGGCAGGGGUCACUAUGUAGACUGUCAUUGACCUAUACCCAGUACAUGCCUCCAACUAGAUGAUUUGUUGACUGUUCAAAGGUCACAUGUUUAUGAACUUAAUUUUCUCUACAGGGAUCAUUUCAUAGAGAGUCGUCAUUCAAUGAGGUUACCAAGACAUGCCUGUAGAAAAAUAUUGAUGCUUGUUGAAAUGUCUAAUGUAUGAUAUCAGAAAAAUAAGAUAAAACAGAAUUGCGAAAGUUUGAAAUAAGAAGGUUAUGAAUGUUUGAAAUAUAGAAAUACUAAGUCUAUGCGAAUCUCAAAUUGGCAGUUCAAUCUGUGGAUUGUGGCAUAGGAUGUGGAUAACUUGUCCCUUCGCUGCAUACAAAAUUACCAUUUAAUCUUCUUGUAGGUGCCCUCUCCCUUGAGGCACUACUCAAAAUAUACUUUGGAUAGCAUAAAGUAUAGUCCUCUAAAGAGAAUUAUAGACCCUCCUGAGCCGUACACUUUUAGAACAAUUGAAAUUCUAGUAUUUUUUGUGUUUGAGCAAAUGGAAAGUGGUGUAGCACUUCGUCACGAUGACUUUUUGGAUACAGCCAAUUUGAAGAGCCCAUAUGUAUAGAGAUUACAACUUUUAAAAUUCAUAACUUUCUUAUCUCACGUCACAUUUAAUUCAAAAUUUUAUCAGUCUGCUUUCUUUUAGAGGUAGUUGUCUACUAACGUUGGAUUUCCCUUUAAAAGCAGGUUCCUUUAGUGGGCCAAAGUAGUGGGGGAAAAGGUGAUGUUUGGAGGCAGGUAGUUGCUGGAGCGGUUUGACUGUGGAUCUACCCAUGGCAAGUCGACUGACCUGCUUCGAUAGCACAGGUUUACUGGUUUGGAUAUUUUCUUCUAAAAAAUAAAAUUGUGGAUUUUUUUUGUACACUGCCAAGAAUGAGGUCAUGAUUUUGGGACCACAUUACGGUUGAUUUAGCCUUCAAGAAAGUCACUGCCACAUACAUGUAUAAUGUACAGCCUCAUUUAAGAUGCAUAUUUUGAGAUAUUUGUUUUAUGCUCAAGCUGUGCAUAAUGACAUGACAGCUACUGAAAUUAAGUAUGUUAAAAAUACAGUUAAAUACAAUACCUAGUGAUGCAGGCAUAACUAUUAUUGGGAAAAAAAUUCUCACAUAUGUGUACUCAUUAUUACUAGCGAUAUCUGAAAUGUUGGAAUCUCAGUUUCAAAAUUUCAAAAUGAAAUAGAUUUAUGCAAGUUUCGGGUAACAAGUCUUCAUGAAGUUCAUAGUAAAGAUUUACAAAUGCAACUCAUUUAACUAAACAAACAACUGCAAGAACUUUAUGUAUAAAGUAUCAUAUGUAUGCAAACUCUAGUUCAGUAUAACUCAAAAUAUUUUCAAAACACAGAUUUUUAUAAAGUUAGAGUUUAUAUUGCACUGACAUAUUUUUCCAUAGUAGUUUAUUGGUGAUGCAAAUCAUAUGGGUAUCUAAUAUUAGUCUUCCACGACAACUCAAUUUUUUUUGGGGUAGGCUGAUAACAAUUGUGAAAUUAUACUAUGUGCACUCUAUAAUGUGCACUCUGAAAUCAUAAUGCCAUACAUUUAUAAUGACGCUAGUCUCAAUAGUAACGGAAGAGAAUUGAUGAUUACUGCUUAAUGGCGUUAACAUGAUGUUUUGUGAGCUUCAUCUUGAAAUCAAGAUUGUAAAAUUUGAUGGACAAUUCUAAACAGGCAGGGUAUUCUACUGACAUCACUUCAGAUUUAUGUCCAAAUUUGUAUACAGCCAUGCAUCAACAACUGCCUGACGUGCCAUGAUAAUGCUUGGGUACAGGAACCGGAAAUCACUCUAUGUAUGCCUUUACCGAAAGAUGGCGCUAUUGAAAACUAAUUACAACAAUGGAAGCAAUGUCUGUAAAAUACCCUACCUGUAAUAUUAAAGAACCAUUUGAAAAUGAUAUAAUUUUAACAAUGAUCUUCUGUACCUAUGAUAUGAUAAGUUUUUAUUUUUUAUCAAUAAGUAGUUAAAUGUAUCAUUGUUUCAUACCUCAUCAUCACAGUUUAGAUGGUCAAGUAUUUGGUAGCAUGUGGCAUUCAGAAAUGGAACUCAGUAAAUAGUAUCUACCGGUAUAUAUGUUUUGCAUUUUUAGCCAUGUUACUUCAAAUAUGUGGACUGGUUAAAAAGACCAUAAUUUGCUGAGACUCAGAAAGGGCUAUGUAAAUUACUAUAUAUGUAGUGUCAAUUUAUUUUGUUGAUGAGCGUGAUAAGAUGGUUUGAUGGAUAUAGAAAAAGGGUAUUAUUUUUUUUAAAGAUAUAUAAUAAUGGUGCUCAUGUAGGUGAACAAGAUGUUCUUUUUUUAUAUUUUCAUCAGCAAUGAAAUGGCCAAUUUGCUGUUGAAUGAUGGAAAUGAUGGGAUAUUGUGAUUGGUAUAUUUUGAAAAUGAACACACUUGGCGAUACUAAGAUGUGCUGGAAUGCAGGAUAAAGUGUACAGCUUCCUUUUAGUUGCUAUUCAUAUUGAUACUGUUUUUAUCUUUUCUUACCAUUUAAAAGAAAAAGAUUUAAUUUCUGUCCUUUAUUCUCUUUUCCUUAUUCAGUGUAAAGACAUUUAUGUUAUAUUUCCUUGUUCCUCUUUCUCCUUCUCCUUGUACACAUAUGCCAUACUUUAUUUAUGUUUCUUUCUUUGCACCUCUCUUCCUCUCGCUUCUUAUCCUCUCUCUCCUCUUUUCUUCCUCCCCUCUCUUUCACGCUCGUCCUCUGUUUCUUUCUCUCAUUAACUCCCCCCCCCCCUCUUGCUUCUAACUCCCUUGCUUUUUCCUUUAUGGGUAUUUUAUAUACAUGUAUUUCAUAAAUAUUUACAAGACAUGUACAUAUAUCCUCUUAUGUUAUAUAUUCUUGUAUAUAUGUAUUCAAAGUUUAUUUCAUGUGCAAGGCACAUGGGCACGUAUUCUUCUCUUUCUGUUGCACCUGGUUUUACGACUUAAGAUACGGUGAACAAAUAUAUAACAAAGAUCUCAGUCUAACUUCCUUAAAAAAACACUUUCAGAACAAGAUUUACAUAUAGGGCCAAAUUGAUCGCAUAUUGUUCUUCAAAUUGGCAACAGUGGUACUUUUUUUUUAUUGCUACAUUGUUCAAAUGACAUGUGAUAUCUCUGACAACAAUACACACGUGGGAAAACGUAGAAAAGUUGAAAAACCUGCAAAUUUUGAUAGAAAAACAAUGAUUUUGAAUCUUUCAACAUGUUCCCCAUUUAAGGAUUUUAAAGCAAAGCUGAUUUUACUUUUUGAAAUUUUUUGUGCAGAAAUCUUUGCCAUUUCUACUCAAGGCAUAAUUGUUUAGGCUCUGAAUCAAAAGUUAUUGAUCCAAACUACAAAAUGAAUGAUCGUCGCAAAAGGGUUGUUUAACUCACUUUUAGACCAAGCUUGAACCCCCUCAUUGGGGUUAUAGAUAGAGUACAAAUCCUUCUAUGUUCUUCCAUUUUCUCCCGUUUCCCUCAAACACCCUAUGAGUAUUCAGUCUUGUUUCACCAGAGAAUUGUUUGCUUUAUUUCAGAAGCGAAUUGUUAUUAUUCCAGAAUGUACAUAACAAGAAAUGGCAGGCUUUUAUGGCUAAAAGUCGGAGAAUGAAUCUUUUUUUAUCGUUCUAUUACCUUUGUUGUAUGAUAUGUAUGAAAGAGAUGUACUAUAUUUAAUUUGCUAGCAACAUGUAGCAAUAAUAAGGGGCUUCGCAACCUUAGCAUUUGAAGUGAGGCAGGAAAUGUAGUUCAUGAUAUCACAAAGGAAUAGAUUGAUUGUUGACACAUCUUUCUCAUCCUCAAUGAAGAAAAAAAGAAGCAAAAUGGGCAAAGUUUUUGUCCUCUUUCUUUGUGUUUAUAUGAUUAUCCCUUCCAAUGUAAUUACCAUGAAUUUGUCUCCAUUUUUUAGGACAUUUUUAAAAAUUCCUUUUCUUUUAAUGGAACCAUCUAAUCAAGAUAUCUGAUUUAUUGUUAAUAGCAUAAUUUAUGGAAAUGGGAAGAAUGAAUCAAAUCAUAAAGCAAUACAAUUUAUUUUAAAAGGAAAUGGGAGUAGAUUUUAACUCUGAAUGUUCAUUUUAUAAAUUGUUUUCCUUCACUAUGUCAAUUGCGUAUGUAGGAUAGUUUGAAUAUUCUGUGUUUUUUAAUUUUUAUAUAAGAAUGGUAGGGGAUGUCCCCAAAUACAUGUAAAUUUCAUGUAGUAUUUAAGCCUAGUCUCUCAAUCAAAUUCAGGUAUGCAAUGACUAGUCUCUCAUUGCUUUUGUUGUUUUUACUUUGUUGAAAGUACACAGUUCUUUAUUCCUUAUUUAUUGUUUAUUGAAAUAUUUUGAGCCUGAUAUUUGGUAUUAUGUUCAUUCCCAAUACUGCCCCUAGGCUUUUCACAUAUUUUGAUACAAUUUUAGUUUUCAUCCGCACCACUCUUUGUAUUAUUAUCUUCUGUACACGAUUUAAAAUAGUGUUCAAAAUGUUCUUAAAACUACUAUUUUCCCUCCCAAAGUACAGCCUCCUAUUUAUCAUUGCAUUAUGUCAAGUAGUUUCUAUCACAUCUGAAAACAAGUUGUUGACCGUGACCGGUUUAUGUUUUCUAAACUCUGAUCUCUGCCAUCCAUGUUUCAAUUAAAUCUUUGAAACAAUUAUACUUCAAA
This is a messenger RNA of Strongylocentrotus purpuratus (purple sea urchin), 7636 nucleotides long. RefSeq names its product polyamine-modulated factor 1-binding protein 1-like. Bases 268 to 2994 code for a protein of 908 amino acids. Lineage: Eukaryota; Metazoa; Echinodermata; Echinoidea; Camarodonta; Strongylocentrotidae. The record is from RefSeq and is a predicted model, not a curated record. The transcript has 7 exons.